AUGGGGUCGCGAUCUGAUUAUAUUGGUUGUUUUGGUUGCCGACGGGCAAAUUUUGCUGUGGGUGAUUAUUUAUCUGGGGAAAGGGUAUACUAUGUCGCUGCCCUAAAUAUAAAUCCAGCAUCGAAACGUAGAGCACAUCAUCUAUCAACUGAGGCGAGAAGACGUAUUCCCGCAGAAAACGACAUGAUGUUGAACUCAACGAUAGAAUAUGUAACAUUGUGGAUAAAUUGA
This is a messenger RNA of Funneliformis geosporum, 231 nucleotides long. Lineage: Eukaryota; Fungi; Glomeromycota; Glomeromycetes; Glomerales; Glomeraceae. The record is from the annotation of a GenBank genome assembly.